Messenger RNA from Priapulus caudatus, 987 nucleotides. Its product is annotated as mastermind-like domain-containing protein 1. The record is from RefSeq and is a predicted model, not a curated record. Bases 1 to 987 code for a protein of 328 amino acids. Lineage: Eukaryota; Metazoa; Priapulida; Priapulimorpha; Priapulimorphida; Priapulidae. The transcript is spliced from 8 exons.
AUGGGCGCGGCGCGACCGCCGCCGCCCACCCCGCAACCCGUCUCCGUCGUCCGCAACCAAGCGGCGCCGGCCAGGUCUGCCGGGAACCAGGUGCAGAUGGGCGCGGCGCGACCGCCGCCGCCCUCCCCACAAGCCGUCUUCGCCAUCCGCAACCAAGGUCCGGUGCCGCCCAGGUCUAUCGCCAUGGGGUUGAUGAACAGCCAGCAGCAGCGGCCACCGCGGAUGAUCAUGCACCGGCAGCCGACACCGUCAGCGCCGGUCGUCGUCACGCGAUCGUUGCAGCCCGUGAGAGCGAGCGCGCCAUCUAGUGUGAACGGGAGCGCGAACAAGGCCGCGGUGAUCGAUCUCACGGACGACGACAAGAUGGCGAAGACGAAGGUAGUCGCGCCUCACGCUUACCAGACGGUCGUGAUGACGGCGCCCCCUAGGUACACGAAUGCGGGCGUGGCAGCCGGCACGCCGACGAUUCAGCUGGGAGCACGCCAGGUGGCGCCGCCGAUCCAGUAUGUGCGCGUCCCGCAGCCGCAGAAUUCCAACGUCGUGCUGAUGCCGACGCAUCAGCCCGGCACUGGCAACGCGGGCGCGCUGCUUAGCAACAUGCCUCCGAUACCGGCUGGCAGCAAGGCGUUCCUGCUCUCGUCGACGGGACAGAUGAUCCCGACGUCCAGCGUCGUGAUAACGCAGCAGCAACAACAGCAGCAGCAACAGCAGCAGCAGCAGCAGCAGCGGCAGGCGACGUCGAGCAACCAGGUCUACACGGUGUGUCAAGCGGCUCCUACGGCGCAGACGACGACCGUGCAGAUGGUGCCUCGGCCGGCCACGGCUGCCACGCAGCAGUCGGCGACGCCGCGGGCCACGCCGCAGCAGCUACAGAACGCCGCCAUUCAAUUCAACACCUGCGCCGUACCGCGCGCCGGCCUCAUGCCGCACGCAUCCAGUCGCAGCGAACGAAUGUCGGCAAAUGGUUCGCCGCGCGCCCUGGCUUGA